Messenger RNA from Trichechus manatus latirostris (Florida manatee), 3515 nucleotides. RefSeq names its product patatin-like phospholipase domain-containing protein 7. Gene Ontology annotation, cellular component: endoplasmic reticulum. Gene Ontology annotation, molecular function: phosphatidylcholine lysophospholipase A1 activity. The coding region runs from base 130 to 3312 and encodes 1060 amino acids. The record is from RefSeq and is a predicted model, not a curated record. NCBI's taxonomy places the organism in Eukaryota, Metazoa, Chordata, Mammalia, Sirenia, Trichechidae. Gene Ontology annotation, biological process: lipid metabolic process. The transcript has 27 exons.
CCUGCCCCGUACAAGACAGUCUCGGCACGCGCGGCUGCCCCUUCCACCAUCCUCCGACUGCCGGCUGAUGCUCUGCAAGGCGUGUUUGAGAAGUACCCCGAGACCCUCGUGCGGGUGGUGCAGAUCAUCAUGGUGCGGCUGCAGCGAGUGACUUUCAUGGCUCUGCACAACCACCUGGGCCUGACCACAGAGCUGUUCAACCCCGAGAGCCAGGCCAUCCCCCUCGUGUCUGUGGCCAGCGUGGCAAAGAGGCAGAUGUCCGGGGGCCUGGACGAGCGGCCCGAGAAGCCUCUGCGGCCCCAGGAGGCCUCUGACCCAGGUACUGCCCCAGGGCCCUGGGGGCUGGGCGACCUCCAGCCCUAUGGCUCCGGGCCCCUGCUGCGGAGGAGCCUGUCUGUCCCACUGCCGUCUGCCUACGAGGGGCUUGAGGUCCCGGUCCCAGACAAGCUCCGGAAGGCCCAGGCUAGUGGCCCUGGCCCUGCGGCCCCACCAGGCAGCGCAGUGGGGGCCUACUUGGACCUGCAGGCGGCCUGUGACCGUGCCCGGGCAUUCUCACAAGCGGAUGAGCACGUUGGGAGCUCUGUGGCCGGCAAGUCCAAGAAAAGUGUGAUGGUGUCUGAGACCCCAUCUGCGGUCUUCCACUACUCAGAGAGCCACUCAGAUGAGGCUGUGGCCAGCAGGAAGAUGGACACCAUCUUCAGAGCUGCCAAGAAGGACCUGCUUACGCUGAUGAAGCUGGAUGAUCCCUCCCUGUUGGACGGCCGGGUGACGCUUCUCCACGUACCAGCAGGCACUGUAGUGUCGAGACAGGGGGACCAGGACGUCAGCAUCCUCUUCGUGGUCUCAGGGCUGCUGCACGUGUACCAGCGUGAGAUCGACAGCAAGGAGGACACCUGCUUGUUCCUCACGCACCCUGGGGAGAUGGUGGGCCAGCUGGCUGUGCUCACAGGCGAGCCCCUCAUCUUCACCAUCAAGGCCAACAGGGACUGCUGCUUCCUCUCCAUUUCCAAGGCACACUUCUAUGAGAUCAUGCGGAAGCAGCCGACCGUCGUCUUGGGCGUGGCACACACCGUUGCAAAGCGCAUGUCCUCCUUCGUGAGGCAGAUCGAUUUCGCACUGGACUGGAUGGAGGUGGAGGCCGGGCGUGCAAUCUACAGGCAAGCAGAUAAGUCGGACUGCACCUACAUCGUCCUCAGCGGCAGGUUGCGCUCAGUUAUCCAGAAGGAGGAUGGGAAGAAACGCCUGGCAUGCGAGUAUGGCCGUGGAGAUCUCAUUGGUGUGGUGGAGACGCUGACUCAACAGGCCAGGGCCACCACGGUACAUGCUGUGCGGGACUCAGAGCUGGCCAAGCUGCCCGUGGGAGCCCUGAUGUCCAUCAAGCGCAAGUACCCCCAGGUGGUGACUCGGCUGAUCCACCUCUUGGGAGAGAAGAUCCUGGGCAACCUCCAGCAGGGAACUGGAGCAGGUCACCAGCACGGGCUCACCAUGGCAGGCAGCCAGUGGGACAUGGGGAACCCAGCCAGCAACCUCGCCACGGUGGCCAUCAUGCCGGUGUCGGAGGACGUGCCGCUGCCCGCCUUUGCCCUGGAGCUCCAGCGUGCCCUGCACGCCAUCGGCCCCGCCCUGCUGCUGACCAGUGACAACAUAAAACAGCGCCUCGGCUCUGCCGCUCUGGACAGUGUCCACGAGUACCGGCUGUCCAGCUGGCUGGGGCAGCAGGAGGACAUCCACCGGAUCGUCCUCUACCAAGCAGACAGCACUCUGACGCCCUGGACGCAGCGCUGCAUCCGGCAGGCCGACUGCAUCCUCAUCGUGGGCCUGGGCGAGCAGGAGCCCACGGUGGGCCAGCUGGAGCAGAUGCUGGAGAACACGGCCGUCCGCGCCCAGAAGCAGCUGAUCCUACUGCACCGGGAGGAGGGUCCCGAGCCGGCCCGCACGGUGGAGUGGCUCAACAUGCGUAGUUGGUGCUCCGGCCACCUGCACCUGUGCUGCCCGCGGCGCGUCUUCUCCCGGAGGAGCAUGCCCAAGCUGGUGGAGAUGUACGAGCGCGUCUUCCAGAGGCCACCCGACCGGCACUCAGACUUUUCCCGCCUGGCGCGCGUGUUGACCGGCAAUGCCAUCGCCUUGGUGCUCGGGGGAGGGGGUGCAAGGGGCUGCUCCCAGGUCGGCAUCAUCCGGGCCCUGGCCGAGUUUGGCAUCCCUGUAGACAUGGUUGGAGGAACAUCCAUUGGGGCUUUCAUGGGGGCCCUGUACUCUGAGGAACGAAACUACAGCCGGAUGCGCAUCCGGGCCAGGCAGUGGGCUGAGGACAUGACGUCCGUGGUGAACAUGGUGCUGGACCUGACCUACCCCAUCACCUCCAUGUUCUCGGGUGCCGGCUUCAACAGCAGCAUCUGCAGGGUCUUCAAGGACCGGCAGAUAGAGGACCUGUGGCUGCCCUACUUCACCAUCACCACAGACAUCACAGCCUCAGCCAUGCGCGUCCACAGGGACGGCUCCCUGUGGAGGUACGUGCGUGCCAGCAUGUCCCUGUCCGGCUAUAUGCCCCCACUCUGUGACCCCAAAGAUGGACACCUGCUGAUGGAUGGGGGCUACAUCAACAACCUCCCAGCAGACGUGGCCAGGUCCAUGGGGGCGAAGGUGGUGAUUGCGGUUGAUGUGGGCAGCCAGGACGAGACAGACCUGACCAACUAUGGCGACGCCCUGUCAGGGUGGUGGCUGCUCUGGAAGCGCUGGAACCCCUUGGCCACAAAAGUCAAGGUGCUGAACAUGGCAGAGAUCCAGACACGCCUGGCCUACGUGUGCUGCGUCCGGCAGCUGGAGACAGUGAGAAGCAGUGACUACUGUGAGUACCUGCGCCCCCCCAUCGACAGCUACGGCACGCUGGACUUUGGCAAGUUCGACGAGAUCUGCGAAGUGGGAUACCAGCAUGGACGGACGGUGUUUGACAUCUGGGUUCGAAGUGGUGUGCUGGACAAGAUGCUGAAGGACCGGCAGGAGACAAAGACGAAAGCCUGUGAUGUUCUCACCUGCCCAAACGCCUCCUUCACGGACCUCGCAGAGAUUGUGUCAAGGAUUGAGCCUGCCAAGGCAGCCACGGUGGACGAUGAGUCUGACUACCAGACCGAGUACGAGGAGGAGCUGCUGGGCGUCCCCAGGGACACGUUCACAGACUUCCAGGGCACCCCGGUCCAGGAGGACUCGGACUCGGAGUACGAGCCCUCACUCCGGCAGCGCCUGCACCCUGGUCUGGCUUCCCCGGCGUCCUCACGGGACCUCUCCCCACCCUCAUUCUCCGACCAAGAUGGGUAGAGGCAGUGCUCCGGAUGCCGGCCUCUGUCCACGGCUGCAGAGCCCCUCAGCAGCCUGGGAGCGUCCAGACUUUUGGCACUGGGCCGUGUCUCGGGGGGUUCCGCCAGGCCCUGCUCCUCUGCAGCCUGGGGCGUCCUGAGCCCUCCAGACCUCCGUGAGGUCUUGGAGCCAUGAAACUUCGGCCCAGCACAUUAAAGAGCUAG